Anneissia japonica is the source of this 707-nucleotide messenger RNA. Its product is annotated as dual specificity protein phosphatase 1-like. The record is from RefSeq and is a predicted model, not a curated record. Lineage: Eukaryota; Metazoa; Echinodermata; Crinoidea; Comatulida; Comatulidae. The transcript has a single exon. The annotation marks the transcript as partial. Gene Ontology annotation, biological process: protein dephosphorylation. Gene Ontology annotation, cellular component: cytoplasm. Gene Ontology annotation, molecular function: protein tyrosine/serine/threonine phosphatase activity.
AUGCUGAUUUUAGAUUCAAGAAGUAAUGAGCAAUUUAGCACAUCUCACAUAUUGACAGCAAGAAAACAUACUGCCAUCAAUACAGACUUUGACUGUCAAAUAAACAUGUUAUUUCGGUAUACUAUGAUAAUAUUAUAUGAUGAAAAUGGGACAAUUGGCAGUGAGACAAUGGAGUGUAUAUUAACUAGAAUAGGAACAAUCUGUGAUGUGUAUAUCCUUACUGAAGGAUAUCGUAAGUUUCAAUCUUUCUAUCCAUUUUUGUGUACGAGUGAAGUGAUUCAAAGUGAAAAGCAUCGUAGACAGAUUUCUACAUAUCCUUCUGUUGUUCUAGAGCGGUGUCUUUUUCAGGGAAAUAUGAAACAGGCUGAGAAUAAAGAAAUGCUGCUGGCUAUUGGCAUUACUCAUAUAGUGAAUGUUACGUUAGAAAUGAAAAAUCUGUUUCCCGAUGAGUUUGUAUAUCUGCGUAUAGCCGUGGAAGAUGAGCUGUCAUCCAAUCUUAGGCCACGUCUUUCUCAAGCUGCAGAUUUUAUUGCAGAUGCUAUAAGGCAUGGUGGCCGGGUUAUGGUUCAUUGUGUUCAAGGUGUGAGCCGAAGUUCAACCGUUACACUGUCUUUUAUGAUGAAAUAUCUAGGAUGGCCUUUGAAAGAUGCACGAGACUACCUCAAAAUAUGUCGUCCAAUUAUCAAUCCAAAUAGGACGUUUGUUAA